AGGCAAUAUUCAUCUUCGAUCAAAUAUCAGAUACACUUGCCUUAAACUAUAACAAUAAUCAAUAUGUUUUACCCAUUUAACUUGUUUAGCUUUAGCUGUUAGAUCAAGCAACCAAACAAAGAACAAAAAGAAGAAUUCACAAGCUUCAUCAAUGGAUUACACUGUCGAUAUGAGCUGUGUGAUGAAAGUGAACAGAGGUUGCCAGCUUUGUCGGCAAAAAGUGUCAGAAGUCAUGCAUUGUGUCUACGGAGUUUACUCUGUGGAUUUCACCGGAGACGACAACUCAAUGAAACUCAAGGCCAGAGUUAACCCUAAUGUAUUGUUGGCUGUUGCUGAACGGUACGGUGAACAUGGAAAGAUCACUAAUCUCCGUUUCGACGGAGAAGUUAUGACUCCUCGCGGCGGCGGUGGUUAUUACGGUCAAUCAGGCUAUUACAUUCCUACCACCUCCCGUGGUAACUAUGCAUAUCCUUCGUUGUAUCAAUAUCCUCCUCCGCCACAUGUUUAUGGCGGAAACUAUGCUCAUCCGCCGUCAAAUCCCCCGCGGCACUCGGAGGCACCACGGCAGGCAACUAACCCGCAUACAACACCGCCGUAUUAUAGUCUACCGGCGCCACCACCAAGAACGUUGCAUAGUUACUCUUACGUAGAACCGCAGUAUCGGAUGUCGAGUUCGUCGGGUAGUGGAUGCGUGAUCAUGUAA
Molecule: messenger RNA, 703 nt
Organism: Arabidopsis thaliana (thale cress)
Lineage: Eukaryota; Viridiplantae; Streptophyta; Magnoliopsida; Brassicales; Brassicaceae
Product: hydroxyproline-rich glycoprotein family protein
Exons: 3
Coding region: 152-703 (183 amino acids)
Source: RefSeq, marked reviewed